CUUCAGUCCGCAUCUCUCUCUCUCUCUCUCUCUCUCUCUCUCUCUCUCUCUCUCUCUCUCUCUCUCCUGUAGAAACCUGCGCUCCUGUGGAAAUAUUUCGCUUUUCAAUGCAUUGCUGAUGGAUCUGUUCUCCUGAAUGUUUCCUGCAUCACAUUCUCGUGUAUUUCUGUGAAUAUGAAGGUCUGGAUCAGUCUUUUCGUGUUGAUGUUCGCCUGGUCUGCAGAGACCGCACAGAAACAAGACGUGCCAGUGAUAGAUGUGUUGAGUUUGGAUGAUGUGAAGCAGAAUGUGGCUGCAGUGGAGAAGGUCUCUUUAGCUCUGAAGACUCUCAGUGAUGUGUAUGUGUUGUCUAACUUCCGUCUGCCUCCUAAACUGGGUGGAGUUCUGCUGGGCCUCUACAACAAGCAGGACAACAAGAAAUACCUGGAGCUUGCCAUCAUGAGCAAAAUUAACAAAGUUCUUGUCCGGUAUGUUCGUGAAGAUGGAAAACUGCACACAGUGAAUCUGCAGAGCCCAAAUGUUGCAGACGGACGUACUCAGUCUCUUAUUCUCCGUGUCGGUGGCCUGCGCAGAGAGUACCUGAGCCUUGAGCUCUAUGUAAACUGCCGGCUGGCUGACUCUGCCCAGCGGCUGCCCCAAUUGGUCACUCUGCCCAAAGACGCAGAGCUGGUGGAGAUUCGUAAUGGCCACAAGGCUUAUGCUCGGAUGCAGGGCUCGAUGGAGUCUCUUAAACUGGCACUAGGGGGCACAGUUGCUCAAGCUGGGGCUCUCACUGACUGCCCCUUUCAGGGAGACGCAUCUUCAUAUAAUACAGUGACUGGUGAGGUGAAUUCUAUUCUAGGGGACCACACUAAAGCUCUGAUUGGACAGCUCAUCAUAUUUAAUCAGAUCCUAGGAGAGUUGAGAGAAGACAUCAGAGAACAGGUGAAAGAAAUGUCUCUAAUCAGGAACACUAUUCUGGAGUGCCAGAUGUGUGGAUUUCAUGAGCCGCGCUCACGCUGUCAGCCCAACCCCUGCUUUAAGGAUGUGGCUUGCAUGGAGACGUUUGAUUUCCCAGGGUACCGCUGUGGCCCCUGUCCAGAGGGCACGAUAGGGAACGGCACACACUGUCAGGACAUAGAUGAGUGUGCCGCAGCUCAGCCAUGUUAUUCACCAGGUGCCUGUGUUAACACAGCAAAAGGUUUUACUUGUGAGCCCUGCCCACUAGGUUUGUGGGGCCCGCCUCUCUCUGGAGUCGGUCUGGAAUAUGCUAAAAAGCACCAACAGGAAUGCUCUGAUAUCGAUGAAUGUGUUGGUAUGGCCAGUGCUUGCACACCCAACUCCAUUUGCAUCAACACCAUCGGAUCAUAUAGAUGUGGUCAGUGUAAGGUUGGGUAUGUUGGGAAUCAAACAGCCGGAUGUUUUCCACGGAAAUCAUGCUCUUCCCUCAGUUUCAACCCCUGUGAUGUUAACGCUCACUGCAUCAUUCAGCGGAACGGAGACGUGACCUGCGCAUGUAAUGUCGGAUGGGCAGGUAACGGUCACACCUGUGGAAUGGACACAGAUAUUGAUGGUUAUCCAGAUCGCGCUCUGCCCUGCAUGGACAACGACAAGCACUGCAAACAGGAUAACUGCGUCUUUACGCCCAACUCUGGUCAGGAAGAUGCAGAUAAUGAUGGGAUCGGAGACCAGUGCGAUGAGGACGCAGACGGAGAUGGAAUAAAGAACGUAGAGGAUAACUGUCGGCUGGUGUCCAAUAAAGAUCAGCAGAACUCUGACACUGAUUCCUUUGGUGAUGCAUGCGAUAACUGUCCUACCGUCUCUAACAUUGACCAGAAAGAUACAGACAACAAUGGAGAGGGAGAUGCCUGUGAUGAGGACAUCGAUGGAGAUGGAAUCCAAAACGUGCUGGAUAAUUGUCCCAAAGUGCCGAACCCGAUGCAGACGGACCGAGAUGGAGACGGAGUGGGUGAUGCAUGUGACAGCUGUCCUGAGAUCAGCAACCCCAUGCAGACAGACAUAGACAAUGACUUAGUGGGGGAUGUUUGUGACACCAACCAAGACACUGAUGGAGACGGACAUCAGGACACUCGAGAUAACUGCCCCGACAUUCCAAACAGCUCUCAGCUGGACUCAGAUAACGACGGCAUCGGAGAUGACUGUGACGAUGAUGACGAUAAUGACGGGAUCCCAGAUAAUCAGACUAUCAGUGGCAUCGGACCCGAUAACUGCAGACUCAUUUCCAACCCCAACCAGAAAGACUCAGACAGUAACGGAGUCGGUGAUGUGUGUGAGAAUGACUUUGACAAUGAUGCUGUACUGGAUUUCAUCGACGUGUGUCCCGAAAGUGCCGAAGUCACACUCACAGAUUUCAGAGCCUAUCAGACAGUGAUACUGGACCCGGAAGGCGAUGCCCAGAUUGACCCUAAUUGGGUGGUGCUCAAUCAGGGUAUGGAGAUUGUUCAAACCAUGAACAGCGACCCAGGGUUGGCAGUGGGUUACACAGCGUUUAAUGGUGUGGACUUUGAGGGUACGUUUCACGUUAACACAGUGACUGACGAUGACUACGCCGGAUUCAUCUUUGGCUAUCAGGAUUCAUCCAGUUUUUAUGUGGUGAUGUGGAAGCAGACAGAGCAGACAUAUUGGCAGUCUAUCCCAUUCAGGGCCAUGGCUGAACCAGGCCUACAGCUCAAGGCGGUGAAGUCUCGUACAGGCCCUGGUGAGUUUCUUCGUAACGCUCUGUGGCACACAGGGAAUACUGAUGGAGAGGCAAAACUUCUGUGGAAAGACCCACGAAACGUCGGCUGGCAAGACAAAACUUCAUACCGCUGGCAGCUUACCCACCGGCCACAAGUCGGCUACAUCAGGGUGAAGCUCUACGAAGGCACCGAAAUGGUGGCUGACUCAGACGUUGUGAUUGACACCACCAUGAGAGGAGGGCGCUUGGGCGUUUUCUGCUUUUCUCAAGAGAAUAUAAUUUGGUCCAAUCUGCGCUACCGCUGUAAUGAUACAGUUCCAGAUGACUUUAAUCCACAUCGUAAACAGGUUCUUAUGCACAUAAAGGUGUGAGGAGAGUGAGAUGCCCUCUGUCUCUCUCUACACCCCCUGAAAUCCAGUGUGAGGCCACUGAUCUCCCGUGUUUGAUGGGACAAACAAUCAGGAAAGAAGAAAGAUUUACCCAGCAUUUACGUCUCCCUGGAUUGAAGAGACUGAGUGAAAGGAGAUAAAAGACUUUUAUUUGACUUUUAAUAUGUUCAUGUGUGUUGUGUAAGUGGAUAUGAGCGUAUAAGUGCGAAAGCGUUUAGAGUGUGUAUGCAUUAGCAAUAUGUCUUGAAAUAAAGGGAUUAUGUAUUUUCUAGAACAAAAUGAACACUCUAUAGUAGGCCUUCUUUUGCCCGAUAAUCCUUAUUAAUACAUAACAAAAACAAAGAUACAUUUUAAAAAUACACCAAAUUCUGUAUUCCAUCAAUUAGCCCCUUUCACGCAUGCAACCAGGUAAAUUACAGGAAAAUCACUAGGUCACUAUGUGACGUUCACACGUACCAUCAAAAUUGACAUUUAUAGGUAAUUAAAACUUGAAACAACUUCUCAUUAAGGGAAAUUACCAGAGCAAAGUUUACUAGUAUUUUCAAAAGGGUCGUGUUCACAGUUCACACAUGACCUAUAACCUGAAAAUUGCUGCAAAUUUUCUGGAAAAUGCUGUAUGUGUGAAAGGUGCUACUGACGAAUCAAAUAUAAGUCUUUCUACUCUGGGAUUCAUGCUCAAAGAUGGAAAAAGGUGUUAAUUUCAUGUAUAUAUUGUUAAAAAUGAUUAUGACAAAAUAAAACCAAGCAUCUAGGCCACUGUGAUAGCCAUUUUUAUGCUAGCCUUGAGGGGUUCUUCUCUGAAACUUUAUAGACCUUAUUCACAGCAGCACCAUCUUUGAUUUUUGACGGGAAUGACAACGAGGCUGUGAGGGAUCUCUUCAAAUUCAAAAUUGAACAACAGUUUUGUGUUUUUGGAUCGUUCCACUUAUGAAACUUUGAACAAGUAGCGUUCAAGUAAUGUUCGGUAGCCAAAAUUUUCCAGAAAACAUGAGUAUUGGACAAUUAGAUGUGAUCUAGGAGCUUUAUGAUGUGUCUUCAUACGUUUUCAAGUCAAAAAUAAAAGAUGGCGAUACUGUGAAUAAUUAAUACUUAAAGGAUUUAGUGCCACAAUCGGUUUUAGGAGUAAAACAUCAAGAGUUAAAAUUGAAAUAUAAACUGACAAAAGAAACAGAAAUCCAAAAUUCAACCACCCUGUUUUACACACACACACACACACACACACACACACACACACACACACACACUGGUGUUGAACAAACACCUGCAGUUUGGCGCCGCCCCAGCGGUUGAUCUGGCCAUGUGCCGUUGCUGUGGCGGGAGAUUCCAGCGGGGAGUCGCGUGUUCCUCG
Xyrauchen texanus (razorback sucker) is the source of this 4414-nucleotide messenger RNA. Its product is annotated as thrombospondin-3a. The record is from RefSeq and is a predicted model, not a curated record. NCBI's taxonomy places the organism in Eukaryota, Metazoa, Chordata, Actinopteri, Cypriniformes, Catostomidae. Gene Ontology annotation, molecular function: heparin binding; calcium ion binding. Gene Ontology annotation, biological process: cell adhesion. Bases 175 to 3048 code for a protein of 957 amino acids. Gene Ontology annotation, cellular component: extracellular region. The transcript has 23 exons.